UCCAUUUUUGUCACCUGCUUUCAUUUAAAGGGGUUUUGUGUUAUUUCAGUACCAACUCUCGCCUCUGGGGUGGAUUGUUGGCACUCAAAUGAGGCAGUGAAAUUCUGUACCAUAAACCUUACUCGGCUGCACUGAAACGAGGGUCGUCUGCUGGAGAAAUGGCGACAACAGUGAAACUAAACACCGGUGCUGAAAUGCCAAUAGUCGGCCUGGGGACAUGGAAGUCUGCCCCUGGUCAGGUGACAGAAGCUGUAAAAGCUGCGAUCGCUGCAGGUUACAGACACAUUGAUGGAGCGUAUAUUUACCAGAAUGAAGCUGAGGUGGGAGAAGGUGUUAAUGCCAUGAUCCGGGAGGGCGUGGUGAAGAGAGAAGAUCUUUUUAUCGUCAGCAAGCUGUGGUGUACUUAUCAUAAGAAGUCCUUGGUGAGGGGAGCUUGUGAGAAGACCCUCAGUGAUCUGAAACUGGACUACCUGGACCUGUAUCUAGUGCAUUGGCCCUUAGGUCUGAAGCCCGGCAGCGAUGACUUCCCUUUGGACGAUGAAGAAAAAGUCAUUGGUGAUGACUCUGACCUCACUGAGACUUGGGAGGGAAUGGAGGAACUAGUUGAUGCUGGUUUGGUCAAAGCUAUCGGCAUCUCCAACUUCAACCGUGAGCAGAUUGAAGCUGUUCUCAACAAGCCUGGGCUUAAAUACAAACCUGCAAACAACCAGGUGGAGUGCCACCCGUACCUGACCCAGGAGAAGCUGAUCAACUACUGCCACUCAAAGGGCAUCUCAGUGACAGCCUACAGCCCCCUGGGCUCUCCUGACAGAGCCUGGGCUUCACCAGAUGACCCACCUCUUCUGGGGAGUCCCAGCAUUAAGGCCAUCGCCGAAAAGCACAAUAAGACACCGGCUCAGGUGCUAAUCCGCUUUCAUGUCCAGAGGAACGUGAUCGCAAUCCCCAAGUCUGUCACCCCUCAGCGCAUUCAGGAGAAUUUCCAAGUGUUUGACUUUGAACUCACCGAGGAUGAAAUGAAAACUAUUUCAGGAUUUAACAGGAACUGGAGAGCCUGCCCACUACUGGAGGGCAUAAAGCACAAGGACUACCCAUUCCACGCUGAAUACUGAGAGGAGGAAACACUGAUCUCCCACAGUAAGGAACGAGACCUGUUACUUUCCUUGUUCUUUCGAAGGGCGGUUCACACUGCACCACUUCUAAAAGUCUUGAGCACUCCCUGUACUUUUGUCAUAAGCAACACUGAAAUAUAGCAGCGGAGGCGUAGGCUGCUCUGCUAAAUAUAGAUUACAAAGAAAGUAAUUUGAAUAUUAGCAAGGUGUUUCAACCAAAGCCACGCUGCUAACAAGUGGCACUGACUUCAAGUUAGGCAAGUAGGCAAAUGUGUAGUGUGUUCAAAUGUUGUUGUGGCAAAGAAAAAAAUAAAACAAGGUGGCAUUA
Messenger RNA from Cynoglossus semilaevis (tongue sole), 1437 nucleotides. Its product is annotated as aldose reductase-like. Bases 159 to 1109 code for a protein of 316 amino acids. The transcript is spliced from 10 exons. Lineage: Eukaryota; Metazoa; Chordata; Actinopteri; Pleuronectiformes; Cynoglossidae. Gene Ontology annotation, molecular function: oxidoreductase activity. The record is from RefSeq and is a predicted model, not a curated record.